AAUUUCACUGCAAUUUAAAAAAAUCAACAAAAGCGCAGUAACAGCAGCAACAACAAUUAGGAAACGCACUUGUUACCGAGGUUGGGUGCCUGUACUAGAAAAGCAAACAAUAAACAUUCGAGCUGGCGAAACUGGAAUCCAUCGCAUGAUAAACAAACCGAACAAGAACCUUCGACAGCUACGAAAUUCUAGAGAAGGACGGGCCACGUCGCUAUCUUAUCUGCUACACUGAGAGAAAAGCUAGUAGGCCAGUGCCGUUCGAUCGUCGCCCGAAGCUCAGACUCCUCGUUUCGAUUUUCCAUCUCGGGCGGUAGUACUUUAGUUCGUUAAAAAUUAGCCAAACCAAAACAACACCAUGGCCUCGUCGUCGGCGUCCGGCGGCCGGAAGCAGCCCACUGCCGUUUCGCGCAUGAAGCAGGACUAUAUGCGCCUCAAGCGGGAUCCUCUGCCGUACAUCACCGCCGAGCCGCUGCCCAACAACAUCCUCGAGUGGCACUACUGCGUCAAGGGACCGGAGGACUCGCCUUACUACGGCGGCUACUACCACGGCACCCUGCUCUUUCCGCGCGAGUUUCCCUUCAAACCGCCAUCCAUCUACAUGUUGACGCCGAACGGACGCUUUAAGACCAACACCAGACUGUGCUUGAGCAUAUCAGAUUUUCAUCCCGACACUUGGAACCCCACUUGGUGUGUGGGCACCAUUCUUACUGGUCUGCUGAGCUUCAUGCUUGAGAGCACACCCACACUCGGAUCCAUCGAAUCAUCGAACUAUGACAAGCAAAUGUUUGCUCAAAAAUCGCUAGCAUUUAACCUGCGCAACACCAAUUUCUGCGAGCUGUUUCCGGAGAUCGUCGAUGAGAUCAAACAGCGGCUGCAGGGAACUCAGGCGGCGGCUGCAUUGGGCGGAACCGCUGCAAACGGAGUGAAGCGUUCCAACGGACUGGCCAACGGAGCGACCCUGGCAUCUGCGGAUGGCAAUCUGGCGGCGGGAGGUUUGGCCAAUCCACAGAAUGCAGCGGACGCAGUUGAUGGCGGGGCGGCGGGUCAGGCGGAUUUGGCCAGCGGCGGGGGAGCGGCGCUGCAGAAUAGUGCACGAAACUCCUAUCUAAACUGGCAGUCCGUCUAUUCAAACCUGGUGAUCAUUAUCUGCUUUGCAAUUUUUGCCCUCAUUGUUAAUUACGUGAUCAAGAACCUAAAUCAGGAAUAGAAUUACCGACACAGCCUCUAUAUUUAUAUACAAAUAUAGUUACACAUCCGUAUGCGUGUGCAUAUUUAAUCUAGUUUACUCUUAAAUAGUCUUCGUGGAUUCUAUACCGCAAGAGAAGUAUUUACAGACCCCGCUUUAUCCAAAAACUACCGCCCCAGACCCCUGGCAUUCAUUCCCACGAUUCCCACGAUUGCUGACUUAGUUUGAAAUUAUCGGCAGCAAAUAUUAGAAACACAAGAACACACAUUUCUGAACUCGAUUUGUGAAAUUUAUAAAUUGUUUUGUUAUGUAUUCAUUACUAUUAACGCCUAGUUUAAUGCAACGUGAAUAAAGCCAGAAAUAUGUUUGUAAAUGAAUAAAGGAGAACAGCAACA
Drosophila teissieri is the source of this 1581-nucleotide messenger RNA. Its product is annotated as ubiquitin-conjugating enzyme E2 J2. Bases 356 to 1207 code for a protein of 283 amino acids. NCBI's taxonomy places the organism in Eukaryota, Metazoa, Arthropoda, Insecta, Diptera, Drosophilidae. The record is from RefSeq and is a predicted model, not a curated record. The transcript has 4 exons.